GGAACACUGCUAUUCUCUCUAUUCUAACGGCUGCUAAGGCUAACUGCUUUUAUUGGCAUUUCGGAAUAUUAUCUGUGAGCUGUAUAAAAUGUCCUGUUGGUUAAGAGACGAGACCCUGUGCCUGGGUUCCGACUACAUAGACUUCUGCAUGGGGAUCCAGCGGACGCCUCCCAGCGAGUCAGCCGAGUCCAUGCGCCGCUUAGCCAAGGAGCUGGAGCUCCAGCACAGGUCCAAAUUCCAGUCCUUCUCGCACAGCUUCCUGUCGUCCUGCGGCUCCAACCUGGAGCCCAGCGACUGCCUGCACAGCGUCAUGACCAUGCUGGUGGACGACGGAAAGUUGAACUGGGGACGGAUCGUCACGCUCUUUUCGUUCACGGGCGUCGUGGCCUCCGAGAUGCGCUCCAGAGGGGAGAAGCCCGAGAGCUGCAGGAGGCUGGCCGAGGCCAUCGCUGAUUAUCUGGUGGAGGAGAAGAAGGAAUGGCUGCUGGAAAACGGCGGCUGGGAGGGUUUCUGCAAGUUCUUCCGCAGUGCGGGACACGUGAGCCACGAAUCAUCCAUGAAGACGGCGCUGUUCGCCGCCGCAGGAGUCGGCUUAGCUGGACUAACCUUCCUCCUGGCGCGCUGAACCACGCCCGCCCGUCUCCGUCCUGCACCUCGCUUUUCAUUCCGCUGUAUGUAUGUAGCCUGAUGGAUGUAGAGUAUUCGACUGAACUGUUUAUGCACCUCACACCACAAACUGUCCACGGUUGAGCGUUAGGGUUUAAUCUGGGUUUAGUCGGCGCGUUUCUCACACGGUGCGUUUUGUAUUGGUAAAUUCUUCACACCAGGUCGGUCCUGUUUAGAAUAGACGAGGUUUUAACGUUUCCUAUCUGCGCUCCAGCAUUUCAGUUCGGGGACGAGGCCGGUCCAGCUCAUUUUCGGACGUACAGACAUGAAAUCUGAGCGUUUACGGGAUUGAGGAGCGAACGGCGGCAGGAUGGAUCUCAUUACUGUACAUGGUUGUGUGUUUGGUUUACAUUGCAUUUUGUUUUGUGUAGUUUUUAUUUUUAUUUUUAUUUUAUUCGCUCCGGUGAAUGAAAGCGUUCGGCAGGUGCUAUACGGCUUAUUCAACAAUUUAUGAGUGACCAAUUUUGACUGUAAAACGUAUUUAUUUUAGCAUUUGAAGAACAAAUUCUACCUAUUUAGACAGGUUUUUCUGCAUCUACAAAAAUAUUUUUGCAUUGUUUUAUUUAUUUAACACUUUCCUAAUAAAAAACUGCGACUCUCUAAAUUA
Trichomycterus rosablanca is the source of this 1273-nucleotide messenger RNA. RefSeq names its product BCL2 like 10 (gene bcl2l10). NCBI's taxonomy places the organism in Eukaryota, Metazoa, Chordata, Actinopteri, Siluriformes, Trichomycteridae. The transcript is spliced from 3 exons. The record is from RefSeq and is a predicted model, not a curated record. Gene Ontology annotation, biological process: extrinsic apoptotic signaling pathway in absence of ligand; intrinsic apoptotic signaling pathway in response to DNA damage; regulation of apoptotic process. Bases 89 to 625 code for a protein of 178 amino acids. Gene Ontology annotation, molecular function: protein homodimerization activity; protein heterodimerization activity. Gene Ontology annotation, cellular component: mitochondrial outer membrane.